This is a messenger RNA of Brachypodium distachyon (stiff brome), 1038 nucleotides long. RefSeq names its product protein indeterminate-domain 16. Gene Ontology annotation, cellular component: nucleus. Gene Ontology annotation, biological process: gravitropism. Bases 286 to 873 code for a protein of 195 amino acids. The record is from RefSeq and is a predicted model, not a curated record. NCBI's taxonomy places the organism in Eukaryota, Viridiplantae, Streptophyta, Magnoliopsida, Poales, Poaceae. The transcript has a single exon.
UUCACUGGCUCUUGAGCCGCUUAAAAUGACAGAGGUUCUUCGGUCGUCAGACUCUGCUAUGGAAGACAAAGAAAGCCACUGAAGACGGGCUUCUCAAAUCUUACUUCCAUGUCACGCGAUACCUACUGUAGAGGUAAGGAGCAUUCCACUCGAUCACUCCAUGGUCAUGCACCGCAACCUCAAGAUGAAGAUCCAUCAUCCAUAAUAUGAGGGUUUUAUGGUAAAUUCGGAGUAUAAAGAUGCGCACUGCUACCACGGUAAACCCAGGAAGCUAGCACCGAGCAAAUGAUCCAGCCUAAAACAGCCACCCCGCCCGUCCUCACGCGAAGCACUCCCCUCUUCUCGGCGGCCAUGAACCGCCAGCAGCAGAGCGAGAGAUUAGAGCUCCAGCUUAUUCUCCUCCCCUCGACAACCCCUAAUGACGCCGCCGUCUUCUCCCCCGCGUCCCCUCGGCCGCCGCCGAGCCCCUCCGACGACCACCCACCGGAGGAGCUGCUCGACCUGAGCCUCUCCAUGAGCAACGGACCACCGCCGCCGCCAUCGUCGGUCGAUCAGAAGAAGCCACCGGCGGCGGCGGCGGCGGCCGCAGCGUGGGGAGCGAUGCAGGCGCUGAAGCGGCAAACGACGGAGCAGUCCCGGCUGGCAUCGGCGGAGCGGGCGUACGCGGAGCGCGUGAUGGAGAUGGCGCGGCGGGAGGUGGAGCUGGCGGAGCGCGAGUUCGCGCGGGCGCGGGCCAUCUGGGAGCGCGCCCGCGUCGAGGUGGAGAAGAUGGAGCGCAUCAAGGAGAUGGCUUUCGCGGGCCGCCGGAUCGGCUUAGGCUCAGUCGCGGUCGAGAUCACCUGCCACGCUUGCAUGCAGCGGUUCCACCCGUAGCUAGCUCCAUCCAUCGAUAUCCUCAGCUAUGUUGUUCUGCUCGUAUCACCUGCUUUUUACUUGUAGUCUCUGGCCGGGGUGCUUAAUUUUUUCUCUUUGUGUAAUCAUGGAUUAUUUGGUCAUCUUUCGAUCGUCUCAUUAUAAUUCGAUGCUUUCAUAAAGCUA